AUGUGGACCUGCACGAGAUGCUGUCCGCUAGCGCCUCUCUGCGGACCAACCUGCCCUUGCCAGUGUCCUCGCGGUGUGCGCCAUUUCUCCAACAGCUCCGAAGACUCUGAUGGCACCCCCAGCAUGAGCUUCCAAAUGAGCCGACCUCCGGAGGUUUCAGCUGCUCUAAGCGAGCGGGAGUGGAUUGCGGAGUCCGAGGAGUGGCCCGAGGGCUUAGCCAUUCCUGCCGGAUUUCUUUUCGACACCCCGGACUUGCGCACAUUGCUCUCCACAGACGAGAUGCACAGAGUGCAAGCCUUCAAGGAAACCGUGGAUGAGCAGACUGUGCCACCAGAAAACGUGUCGGUCACCGACCACCACUGUGCCGAGCCUUUCGCGAUCGGCGGCGGCUGCAUAUGCACCUGGGGCUGCUCUCCCUUGCCUUACCUGAGCUCAGAUAUCACCUCGAACACGAGCCUUGCCUGUGAUGGGCCAUGGCCUGAGCCCCUCCAGUUGGUGGUACUUCGCAAGACAAUCUGUGGGCCUAGGAGGGUGCACAAGGCUUACACGUUGGGGAAGACAGCACAGCCCGACGGCAUCGUGGCGAAGUGCAAGGUCGGAACGUUGAUGGUGGCGCUUGCAGCAAGCACUUGCCAUACGACGGGGCGGAGAUCCUGGCUGCCUUUCCUGAAGAUCAGAGCAGGUUUCGAUGCCUCGGCGGUGGCGAGUGGAGUGAAAAGCCAGUCCACGAGACUGUGGCCCGCGGAUGGUGUUUGGAGCUUGAGGGCAACGAGAAGGUCAUCAUGGUAA
Messenger RNA from Symbiodinium sp. CCMP2456, 789 nucleotides. The record is from the annotation of a GenBank genome assembly. Lineage: Eukaryota; Dinophyceae; Suessiales; Symbiodiniaceae.